UAAAAAGAUGAGACAGGCCUGUAAUUUUCAUCAUAGGUACACUUGAACUAUGACAGACAAAAUUGCAGAUUCAGUCUUCCCAGCCUCGUGCAGGUCUACAAUUUUGUUUCUGGUGUCCUUUGACAGCUCUUUGGUCUUGGCCAUAGUGGAGUUUGGAGUGUGACUGUUUGAGGUUGUGGACAGGUGUCUUUUAUACUGAUAACAAGUUCAAACAGGUGCCAUUAAUACAGGUAACGAGUGGAGGACAGAAGAGCCUCUUAAAGAAGAAGUUACAGGUCUGUGAGAGCCAUUAAUCUUGCGUGUUUGUAGGUGACCAAAUACUUGUUUUCCACCAUAAUUUGCAAAUAAAUUCAUUAAAAAUCCUACUAUGCGAUUUUCCUGGAUUUAUUUUCUUCUCAUUUUGUCUGUCAUAGUUGAAGUGUACCUAUGAUGAAAAUUACAGGCCUCUCUCAUCUUUUUAAGUGGGAGAACUUGCACAAUUGGUGGCUGACUAAAUACUUUUUUGCCCCUCUGUACAUUGCAGCGGUAACAUUCAAACAAUAUAAACCUUUGCUGAUAAACAUACUGAGUAUUCAGCAAUGAUAAUGACCACAACACUUAUUAUAAAUGUAGUAAUGAUAACCACACUAAACCGAGGUAGCAUGCACGGGAUACACACAAACAAUGCUAUCAUUAGCUGGUAGCUAUCAAAAUAACAUUACUUAUCUACAAAUAUCUAGCACAGGGCAGCUAUAAACAACAAUCAUCACUCCAAAUAUCCCCAUAUUUAUGUACAUGCCAAUGGACGCACACAACACUCUAGUAAGGAAGCAGCAUGUUAAAGGUCUGUCAGCAUCAAACACUUGAUUCUUUCUCAAGGCGGCAGGUGACAAUGCUCUAACUUGGGCGGAGCCCUGGAGUGUGUCCAAUGCCCUGAUUGGUUGGAUGAACUGAGGCGUGAAGGGUCUGAAGGCCAUUCAGGUUGAGCUUUUUUCUUUUUACAGCCGCCCCUGGAUUUCUGGUGGAAAUCCACACAUCUUAAAAUGCCUCAAUGCGGGACUUAGUCCUGAAAGGGCCUAGUUCUAUCCAGCAGGGCAGAGGGGCAGAACAGCGAAAGGACCAGACAAGGCCGGGUCCAGUCCUAGUGUGCAUCCGGCCGAACUAGAAGGGCAGCUGAUCACUUUAGAGGACCAUGCGGGCCAGUAGGGUACUGGCUCCGGUGUGCAUAAGGGUCUUAGGGGCCGCCCCGUGAAGAAGGUGCACGGAGACGCAAGGACAGUCCUGUGCCACCCCAUGGAAUGCCACUGGUAUGCCGGAGGAUCUUCUGACUCAGCUGGUGCAGGGCAGUUGGGGCCCAUCCGUGAGCGCUGAGUACAGUGCUGGAGGCUGGCUACAGCUGGAGGAGGUAGCUCACCUACUGCCUUGACGAAAUUUGGCAUUUCGGCCACAGCUGUCUUUUGCAGCUCACUGGUUGGUGACUCUCUCCCCACUGCUGAAUACGAUGGCUUCCAUGGUGGAACAGAACACACAUUGUCAUGUGGACUGUCCUGUGGUUAGUAGAAGUCUUCCUGUGUGCCUCAGGCAUCACUGUCGCAGACAAUGGGAUGUACAAAUGCUUCUUUCAAACCGAGACUUUGGUCUACAUUCACAUCACUCUGCAUGUGAUUGGCAUGCUGCAGUUGAUUUAUCUCCUCUCUGCUCUCCAGCCAGCUACAGUGUCUGUAUGUACCAGGUACUAGACCAGGCUUCGAUGGGUUCCGGAUGGGGAGAGAGGUUCGGGGUGUACCAGUGUAAAGCCAACGGGGGAUACCCAAAGGGCCAGAUUCACUGGAAGAUGGGUGGUCAUCCUCUGGUGAACACCUCCAGGAGGGAUGAGACACACCUGGAUAACUCUACAGGACUAUACAGUCUGACCAGCAUCCUGACCAUGGAUCGGAGUCAGGGUGAAAAACUGCAGUGUAUGGUGGAAAACACAGACCAGGCUUCUAAACUCAACUCCACCUGCAAGGAAAAGCCUGUAUACAUUAGAGAUAGUCUAUUGGAGAGUCCUGAUAAAGUAGCAGUAGCAGCAGGUGUGUCUGUCAGCGUGGUUGUGAUGCUUGUUGCAGGAGUCCUGCUGGUGAUCUUCUUACUGACUAGAUGUCACCGGCGUGAAACGUCAACGAAGCAGAGAGACACAGAGGAAAGAAGCGUGACCCAGCAGUUGAACAUGUAUGAACACUGAGUGUGUGGAGCAUCUUCUCCCUCUGAUACAACAAUCUCUCCUCAAAUGACGGACGACAAAAUGGAGGGAUGGUGACUUGCAACAAGACAAACUUAAACUUAAAAUAAUGCCUGUGUUCAAAGUAGCAAUGUGGAGCAGCAUUGAGCAAUGUAUUGUAAUGUCAUGUCUGAACCAUAUUCUGUGGCAAUUAUGCAACGAGGCAGGAAGUGAAAGAAGUGGAGAACAGCAUGAUGGGAGAAAUGACUGGUCAAUGGACAGAACAUGAGCCGAACUCAGUAAAUGAAGUCCAGAGAAAUCCCAAGAAAUAAAGUAGACCUAAGGCAGCCUGUAUAUUAUAGAGUUGACUAACUACAAGUGCAUUCACAUUUGUAAGAAGAGAAGCAGAUGAUACAGGACUACUAUAGUUAACAGCCAUCAUGGAAACUGUUGUUACAUACAUCUACCGCAUGUUCCUGGUGUUACCCAUUUGAAUCAUGUUGAUAAUUCGCUUUCAUGUACAGCAGUCAUUUCACCAUUUAAAUAUGAAUUUAAUUAUCUGAAUAAUGUGAAGACUUUGACAUGAUCAAUGUUUUCAUUGCUGCUUAUUAUUAUGAUGUAGCUUGCUGUGAAACAAGCGUGUCAUGGAAUGACUAAAUCAAAAGAUUAGUAACACUUUGGUCCAGGGUCCGUUUUGUUGUAUGAACCAUAUUGGUUAAGCUUACAACACAGAAAGAGCUGAUUGGAAAUCAGGGAAAUAAAAUGACUUUUUAUAGGUCUUGUCCCGAGGGACUAAUACAGGUUUCACAUCUGUGUUCAUAUUUAUUUUGUGAGAGAAAAAAACUACAGACAUUAUACAAAUACAUUAUCCGCCCACCUCUCCCCUUUCCACCCACAUGACCUGCUUAUUUGAGUACAAAUAUCAAAGUAGUGAUUUUAAACUGUUAAUUGUUGAAGUCCAUAUGUUGAUACUUGGUUGCCUGGGUGUUAGGUACAGUGAAGUUAGUCAUCAUUAAGCAGUAAGAGAUUGGCAAGACAAGGGAUUGGUUUAGAUAAAAUGCUUGAUAAUGGUGAAGACAGAUUGCCAAAAGCAGAACAAUCUGUUUUAAUACUUUUAUACCACUUAUAUUUUAUGCUGUAAGUGACAAUACUGUCUGUUUUUCUGUGUGUGAAAGUAUUGUUCAGAUGUUUGUAUGUGUUUGUACUGUUGGAAAGUAGCUGAAACUCUCUGUCCUCUUCCCUCUUGGUGUUUCUUUUUCAAAUAAACUAUGUACUAUGAAUAUGAAAUGAGAUAAACCCUAUAUUAAAUGCCUUAAUAAACCCUAUAUUAAAUGCCAUAAAACCUAUAUUAAAUGCCAUAAUAAACCUUAUAUUAAAGCACAGCAUUGAUUGUCACUGCUUCGCAGAUGAUACACAGCCUCACAUUUCUGUGUCACCAGAGGAUUCUAGCUCCACGGAUACAUUAUUAGACUGUUUUAGUGAGUUAAAUAACUUCCUCCAGCUAAAUCAAGACAACUUAGGUACUUAUUGUUGGAGCCAAAGCACAGCGAGAGAAUCUAGCAGCAUAUUUUAAUUCACAGGCAAUAAAGAUAAAAAAACCUAACCUUUUUACAUUUUGAAGUCAAUUUCGAAUCGCACAUUAGGAAUGCGACCAAAAUUGCUUUAUACCAGGAACAUUUUGAGGUGUGGAUGUUUCUCUCUCAGGCUGAUACAGAGAGACUCAUCCAUGCUUUUAUUACAUUCAGGCUUGACUACUGUAUUGCUCUCCUGUCGGGUCUACCCAAGAAAGCCAUUGGUCAACUGCAGAACAUACAGAAUGCUGCAGCACGGGUACUGACCAAGAUCAGACGGAGAGCACAAAUUUCAUAGGUUUUAAGGUCUCUGUACUGGCUGCCUGUGAGUUCUGUAAUGCACAUUGCAUUGAGUGCAUGUCUGAAGAGUUCUGUUUAAAAAAGCUUGAUUUGAUUAAAUGUCAAAAUAAACACAAUAUUAAAUGCUA
Molecule: messenger RNA, 4178 nt
Organism: Oncorhynchus keta (chum salmon)
Lineage: Eukaryota; Metazoa; Chordata; Actinopteri; Salmoniformes; Salmonidae
Product: ICOS ligand-like
Exons: 6
Coding region: 1481-2203 (240 amino acids)
Biological process (GO): cell surface receptor signaling pathway; cellular response to lipopolysaccharide; T cell costimulation
Cellular component (GO): external side of plasma membrane
Source: RefSeq, a predicted model, not a curated record